AUUGUCGUUGUAGAUUUGUUGAAGGGCGUUCUACUUACCACCUGAACUCCAACUUCACCACCUGAACUCCAACCUCACCACCAAACACCAAAAUAUUAACAUAAUAUAUGUAAGUAUAAAAUCAUAUCUAUGAAACUUAAAAAAAAACCACACCAUGGCUUCUCUCCUUGGAGGUUCUGCUUCUGCAGAACAUGCAACAGCAGGACUGUGUAAAGGUGUAGCAGACACGGAAGACGAAGACGAUCUUUUCGAGAUCGAUCUUGAUUCGGUCGAUAGCAUUCCUCCACCACAGUACUACUGGGGCAACUAUUUCACUGCAACCGGAAAUGCACUGCUUGCCAAUUGCCUACUGCCGGUAACGGAUAUCUCCCGUGCGGUUCCAAUGGUUUCCGAGUCAUUGUCAUACUCACCGGUGGCGGCAGCCAAUGUUGUAAUGAUGCCGAAGCCUAUGCCCUUGGGGCAGCUUCUUGGUCUGCCAUUCUUGGAGGCUCUCGUGCUUCACCAAAAGGAAGUGAAACCCAAAUGUAAUUUGAUUAGGGACAAUGAUGCCCAUUUGGAAGUUGGGUCUGAGCCAGCAUUAGAAGGAAGAUGUUAAAUUGUUGAUACUGUUUAUGGAGGCUAAGCAUUAGCUUUUCAAAACUCAACGUUUUAUGUCUGUCCUUCUCCC
This is a messenger RNA of Prunus mume (Japanese apricot), 667 nucleotides long. The record is from RefSeq and is a predicted model, not a curated record. Lineage: Eukaryota; Viridiplantae; Streptophyta; Magnoliopsida; Rosales; Rosaceae.